GCUAAGGACGCGGCUAGGGCGUCAGGGAAGAAGAAGGGGACGACUCUGUCCCAGCUGAAGAAGAGAGCUGUGCCGGCUGGCUCGGAGACUCCGAGUACCUUCAAGAAGCCAAAACCCCUACCUCGCCGUCUCGUGAAGAAAGACGAGUCGAAGGUUGCUGAGGGGGGAUGCCCUGAUGACGAAGAGAUGGGCGUGGACAAGCCGUCUCUGGUGGUGGACUUGGUGGAGGACCCUCUUUCGGGAAUCCCGGCCGACGUCCGCUCUCAGAUACCGGCGGAGGUGGCCCGCCGAGCUAGGUCUUCGGGCGGUAAGUAUUAUUCGAACGUCGUUCAGACGUAUCGAGCCUCCUCUGGCAGUUCUUCUUACUCUCCGCGUCAUCCUAAGGCCAUUGUUUUUCCUAUAGCCAAAGACAAAGGGAAGGAUGCAGCUGCUGCCGAGGAUGAGAACGUACCUGCUACUCCACACUAUUCGUCAAAGGAUAGGGUGGCUAUAUGCCGCAAGGUUUUUAAGGCCGUCCCCGCUGAGUAUGUUGCUUCUCUUCCUGGCCGCAAGACUGACGCCCAGUUUGGUGCGAUCCAGGCCACUCUUCUCGACUUGUUCUGCCGCAUGGAAUUCUGCAAGAGCUGGAAGACCCGCACUGCUGAGGAGCUCAAAGCUCAGGUGGCUGAGUCCACCCACCAUGGUGACUAUGCGUUCAAGUCCAUUGAAGAGGUCCGCCUGCAGAUGCAGACGACCAUAGACCUUCAAGCGAAGGAGGUGGCUGCGUUGAGAUCUGACAAGGCCGAGCUGCUUAAGAAGAUCUUGGCGCAGGACAAGGACAUGGUGGCAAUGGUCGAGGAAGCCAAGACAGCGGCGGCGGAAAUACGGGCGCUUCAGGACCAGUUGCGGGAGUACCCUCAGGUCAAAGAGGCGGCUGAGGAAGCCGAGCAUCUUCGUGGGGAGCUAGAGACGGCCAGAUCGCAAGUUUGCACCUUGCGUGAGCGUCUUCUGGAAUCCUAUGAUCAGGGGGAACAAGCGACCAAGGACGCUGUUAAGCACGCCUGGGAGAGCCACAUGUCAGAGUAUGAUCUUGGGUGGUUCCAGCGGCGAAUGGAGCACAGUGCCGCUGUGUUGGCUGCUGAACGUCUUGGUCAGCCGCCCCCUGAGUUUGUAUCAUCUGAUGACGAGGACGAUGCGGCCGCCCCCUGAUUUGCUUCCUUUCCUAUUUUUUUUAAAAAAUUUUAUUCAAGCGUUCCAGUGCCUAAGGGCAAAAACAAUUAUGUUGUAAAGUUUUGGCGCUGAUGGCGUCUGUAUCAUUGUGCCUGCUGAGCACACAACAAUUCUCUUUCUUUUUCCUGGUCAGGAAUUCUGAGCUACUUUCACACGCCUUUCUACGGGCGUUGUUUUAUAAGUAAAUAGGUUUUUUGAUGUUUCUCCUAUCUCGCAUUUACUUGCUCUUCAUAAUUUGAUUAUUCCUUGAUCAAUAGGCUUAAUAGGCUUAAUCAAUAGGUAUGGUUGCCAAGGUGCAUCCGAGUGUACACUAAGCACGUUAAUGCCGCAGGCAACUGAGUAGGCGCUAGGCCCUACUUUGGUCGUCACUUUCUUUGGCGAGCGUGUCUAUAACGAUAUUGAUUGGCGCAAGUCAAUCAACAGGUAUGAUUGCCGCUAGACAUGCUCGUCAAAUGGACUGUACAGCCAAACGUUCGUGCCACCUAACUUUGAGCAAACAACCUUUGUUUCGAAGUUAAUCGUGCCGCUGAACUUUUGAGCGGACAACCUUUGUUUCCAAGUGGUUGGUGCCGCUGGAAACUGAGCAUGCGCUAGGCCCUA
Molecule: messenger RNA, 1809 nt
Organism: Spinacia oleracea (spinach)
Lineage: Eukaryota; Viridiplantae; Streptophyta; Magnoliopsida; Caryophyllales; Amaranthaceae
Exons: 2
Coding region: 187-1188 (333 amino acids)
Source: RefSeq, a predicted model, not a curated record